This is a messenger RNA of Capsella rubella, 1321 nucleotides long. RefSeq names its product serine carboxypeptidase-like 9. Gene Ontology annotation, biological process: secondary metabolic process; proteolysis. Gene Ontology annotation, molecular function: serine-type carboxypeptidase activity; acyltransferase activity, transferring groups other than amino-acyl groups. Lineage: Eukaryota; Viridiplantae; Streptophyta; Magnoliopsida; Brassicales; Brassicaceae. The transcript is spliced from 14 exons. The coding region runs from base 1 to 1314 and encodes 437 amino acids. The record is from RefSeq and is a predicted model, not a curated record.
AUGAGUUUGACACUAACGUUUCUGUUUCUUGUUCUAGUUUUGUUGAGUCGUCAUGCUGAUUCUGGCUCUAUUGUCAAGUUUCUUCCUGGCUUUGAAGGCCCUCUGCCAUUCGAACUCGAAACCGGGUACAUUGGCAUUGAUGAGGAAGAGAAUGUGCAAUUUUUCUACUAUUUCAUUAAAUCUGACAAUAACCCGAAAGAAGAUCCUCUUCUUAUAUGGUUAAAUGGAGGACCUGGAUGCUCUUGUCUUACUGGCCUUUUUUUUGGGAACGGACCUUUGGCUUUCAAGUCGGAGGUUUACAAUGGAAGUGUUCCUUCUUUGGUCUCUACGACAUAUUCAUGGACAAAGACGGCAAACAUAAUAUUCUUGGAUCAGCCUGUUGGAUCUGGCUUCUCGUAUUCAAGAACUCCAAUUGGAAAAACUAGUGACACAUAUGAAGUUAAGAGGAUCCAUGAGUUCCUUCAAAAGUGGCUAAGAAAGCAUCCACAGUUUUCUUCUAAUCCUUUUUACCUUACCGGAGAUUCUUAUUCGGGUAUGAUUGUCCCAGCCCUCGUUCAAGAAAUCUCAAAAGGGAAUUAUAUAUGUUGCAACACUCCUAUAAAUCUACAGGGUUAUGUGCUCGGAAACCCGAUAACACAUAUCGAAAUCGAACAAAAUUAUCGUAUUCCAUUUGCUCAUGCAAUGUCAUUAAUCUCUGAUGAACUCUAUGAGUCACUGAAGAGAUUUUGUAAAGGAAAUUAUUACAUUGUGGAUCCAAGUAACACAAAAUGUUUGGAACUAGUUGAAGAACACCAUAAGUGUACUGACAAAAUAAAUAGUCAUCAUACGUUAUUACCAGAUUGCAAUGACCCAAAUACACAAUAUAUAUCUCCUGAUUGCUUUUACUAUCCGUAUCAUCUCGUUGAAUGUUGGGCCAACAACGAGAGCGUUCGCAAAGCUCUUCAUGUUAAGAAGGGGAGCAUAGGAGAAUGGAUAAGGCAUAAUCCGAAUAUUCCAUACAAUAGCGACCUUAAAAGCAGUGUACCGUACCAUAUGAGUAACAGCAUUAAUGGCUACAGAUCUCUUAUCUUCAGUGGUGAUCAUGACAUCACAAUGCCUUCCCAAGCAACUCAGGCAUGGAUCAAAUCUCUAAACUACUCCAUUGUUGAUCAAUGGAGGCCUUGGAUGAUAAACGAUCAAAUCGCUGGAUACACGAGAACUUAUUCCAAUAAGAUGACAUUUGCUACUGUCAAAGGAGGUGGACACACGACAGAGUAUCUACCAAACGAGUCUUCUACCAUGUUCCAAAGGUGGAUCAGUGGCCAGCCUUUGUAAUAGAGAC